AUGUACCUGCGCUACUUAAGAGUCGUCAUGGGCGGUAUCCCUAACCUCGGCAAGACGUGCUCGUUCUCCGCCGUUGAGGACAUUGUCACACGGCUGCCACAGGCCGGAACCAUCCCGGCCAAGCUCAUGCGCGCAGUGUAUAACCCCACCAUCGAGACGGCUCGAGCACUGGCAGAUUACCUCGAGGUCAGUGGCCCAGUAGCACCAUUGGGUGUCGUAGUUAAAAUGAUCGAAGGCAGCCGUGAUAUUGCGGCGGACUUCACCGGAUACAAGACGUCUGCCCACAGGUGUAAAAUAUGCGGUAAAGCGCGAGAUGCAAACGAAAAGCCCCCGCAGUGGUCCACGUGA
This is a messenger RNA of Phytomonas sp. EM1, 348 nucleotides long. The record is from the annotation of a GenBank genome assembly. Lineage: Eukaryota; Euglenozoa; Kinetoplastea; Trypanosomatida; Trypanosomatidae.